AUGACUACUCCUGGGGCCUCGUCGUCGGCAUCGGUGCAAGAGUUUAAAAUCAGAGUGCCAAAAAAUGUUAAGAAAAAGUAUCAUGUGAUGCGAUUCAAUGCUACUCUAAAUGUGGAUUUUGCGAAAUGGACUCAUGUUAAGAUGGAAAGAGAGAACAAUAUAAAAGAAUACAAAGGAAUAGAGGAGGAUAUGCCCAAGUAUGGUGCCGGAUCAGAAUACGGCCGUGGUUUAAGAGAAGAAGCAAGAAGGAAGAAGUUUGGUAUUAUUUCAAGGAAAUAUAAACCGGAAGAUCAGCCUUGGAUAUUGAAAGUGGGAGGAAAAACUGGGAAAAAGUUCAAGGGUAUCCGUGAGGGAGGUGUCUCAGAGAAUGCGGCGUACUAUGUGUUCACGCACGCAGCUGACGGAGCUAUUGACGCAUAUCCCUUGCAAGAAUGGUACAAUUUCCAACCUAUUCAAAGGUACAAAGCAUUAUCAGCUGAGGAAGCUGAACAGGAAUUUGGCAGACGUAACAAAGUGAUUAACUACUUUUCGUUGAUGUUCCGAAAGCGAAUGCGAGGCGACGACGCGGCGGAGGAAGAGGACCCGGACGAGAAGAAAACCAAAACUUCCAAAGCUAAAAAAGAAUUGAAGAUCUCGGACAUGGACGAAUGGAUCGACUCGGACGACGAUUCGUCGGGCUCAGAGGGUGAGAAAGAGAAGGAAGAUAGCGACUCGGGCGCUAAGAAGAAGAAGGACAAAAAAGCGGCUGUGACUAAAAAGAAGAAGAAAGUAGAGGACGAAGCUUUCGAAGAGAGUGACGAUGGUGAUGAGGAGGGACGUGAGAGGGACUACAUAUCGGACUCCUCUGAGAGUGAAUCCGACCACGAGACCAAAGCCAACAAAGAACUCAAAGGAGUUGCUGAGGAAGAUGCGUUGAGGAAACUGCUGACCUCAGACGAGGACAGCGACGAGGAGGAGGAGCAGAAGCAGGAGUCGGAGCAGGAGGACGAGCACACCAAGGAGGGGGAGGAGAGGGCCAGCAAGCUCACCAAGAAGAAGAAGAAACCGGACGAUAAGAAAGAGUCUGAGACGGAGUUCAGCUCGGAUUCAGACACGGAUCCCGAGAGCAGCAGCAGCAAGAAGCCAAAGAAGAGCAAAAAUGGCGAUAAGAGUUCUGCUAACGCGAGCGCGGCGGGCAGCGCGAGCACGUCGCGCGCGGGCACGCCCACGCCCAGCGCGGCGCAGGCGGCCGUGGCGGCGGCCAACGCGCACGCCCACCCCCACGCCCACGCGCCCGCCAAGCGCGCCAAGCUCGACCCGGCCUACACUGAAUGCGGCGUGACGGAGGAAGCGGUGAGGCGGUACCUGGCUCGCAAGCCGAUGACCACGACGGAGCUGCUCACCAAGUUCAAGUCGAAGCGCACCGGCGUCAGCAGCGAGCGCCUCGUGGAGACCAUGACGCAGAUACUGAAGCGGAUCAACCCGGUCAAGCAGAAUAUCAACGGGAAAAUGUACCUUAGCAUUAAGAAUACUUGAUUUUUCAAUAAAGCUCUUUGGUUAGAA
This is a messenger RNA of Zerene cesonia (dogface butterfly), 1542 nucleotides long. RefSeq names its product general transcription factor IIF subunit 1 (gene TfIIFalpha). The transcript is spliced from 13 exons. Bases 1 to 1515 code for a protein of 504 amino acids. Gene Ontology annotation, biological process: positive regulation of transcription elongation by RNA polymerase II; transcription initiation at RNA polymerase II promoter. Gene Ontology annotation, cellular component: nucleus; transcription factor TFIIF complex. NCBI's taxonomy places the organism in Eukaryota, Metazoa, Arthropoda, Insecta, Lepidoptera, Pieridae. The record is from RefSeq and is a predicted model, not a curated record. Gene Ontology annotation, molecular function: RNA polymerase II general transcription initiation factor activity; DNA binding; TFIIF-class transcription factor complex binding.